AGUUUUGCCCCAUCAAUCAUUUUAUUGGAGGGCGCAGUGGGAGCGGAGAAACGUAGUAGUAAAGGCGUUCAUUCAGCAGGGGUAAACACUGGGCGCUAUGGAGAUAUAUUUCAGCAAACUUGCACAUUCAUCCAACUUUUGACACCUCUUUGACUUUUGAGUGGGGGUCCGAGCAGCAGCCUACAACUCCCCGGCUGACCCUGAGCUUUACGGUACUCACCAGCGCCACUCGCUCUGCACUCAGUCGGUAUUUGAAGUUUGGUGGAGGAAACGAGGCAGGAUGUACCAUGAAGAACCCGCCAGCGUACAAAAACCGCGUUAUGGAACCAUCCAGGAUGACGAGAGGACGUCCGCGGAGGAGAUGGACGAGCGCCGGCGACAGAACAUCGCCUACGAGUACCUCUGUCACUUGGAGGAGGCCAAGCGGUGGAUGGAGGCCUGUCUGGAGGAGGACCUGCCCCCCACCACCGAGCUGGAGGAGGGGCUGAGGAACGGCGUCUACCUGGGCAAACUCGCAACCUUUUUCGCCCCCAAAAUGGUGUCCCAGAAGAAGAUCUACGACAGAGACCAGACCCGAUACAAGAGCACAGGGCUACAUUUCAGACACACCGACAACACUGUGCAUUGGCUCCGGGCCAUGGAAUCCAUCGGGCUGCCCAAGAUAUUCUAUCCAGAGACGACCGACGUGUACGACCGCAAAAACAUGCCCAAGGUGGUCUUCUGCAUACACGCACUGAGUUUGUACCUGUAUAAACUGGGCAUUGCACCACAGAUACAGGACCUACUGGGAAAAGUGCCCUUUACUGAGGAGGAGAUCAGCAACAUGAGGAGUGAGCUGGAGAAGUACGGCAUCCAGAUGCCAGUCUUCAGCAAGAUAGGAGGCCUCCUGGCCAAUGAGCUCUCAGUGGACGAGGCUGCACUGCACGCCGCCGUGAUCGCCAUCAACGAGGCGGUGGACAAGGGCCAGGUGUCGGGCACCCUGGCCGCGCUGAUGAACCCCAACGCCAUGCUGAAGAACCCCCAGGAGGCGCUGGCCCAGGACUACCAGGACACCCUGAGCCGGGCCAAGGCCCACAAGGAGCAUCAGUCCUCAGGCCGGCGCUCCUCUGUCUCAACAGUAGAGAGGGAUGUUUAUGAGGAGCUGUUGACACAGCAGGAGAUCCAGGGCUGCACCGACCUCGUCAACGUCCAGGCAGCGGUGAGGGAUGUGAACCAGGCGGUAUCGGCCCAGGAUGAGGCCUCUCUGCUGGCCGGACUCCGACGGCCGGCCCUGGCCCUGCUGGGUGUCCAAGACGCCAACUCCCAUUGGUACAUGGAGCACUUCAGCAACUACAGCCAGCAUAAAGCCAAGGAGGGAGGGCAGGUCAUGAUGCUGGAGAGAGAGGAGAUCCAGAGAGUGGUCAGCUCCUGCAACGACUUUGCUGAGGCAGAGAAACGCAAGCUGGAGGCCAUCGAGGCCAUCAACGUGGCCAUCCGGCUGGGCGACGCGGAGCACACGGUGGAGGAGCUGCUGAAGCCCGAGGCCCAGCUGCCCAUCGUCUACCAGACGGCGGCCAACUUGUACCAGGCCGAGCUCUUCAGCCUCCAGCUGCAGGGCGGACGGUCCGGCUUGAGCCACGAGGAGCUGAGCGUCGCCGUGGAGAUGCUCUCUGCGGUGGCGGUGCUGAACGAGGUCCUGGACACCAAAGACCCCCAGGCCGUGACGGAGCAGCUCACAGACUCCCCGCUGGGCUUCAGCAACAUCGACCAGGACAACCUCAACAGAUAUGCGGAUACUCUGAUCAGCCUGCGGGCCGACGCCCUGGGCGAGGGCAAGGAGUUCCUCACGUGGAACGACGUCCAGAAGUGCGUCGACACGGUCAACGUCCAGGUCCACGAAGAGCACGAACGCAUCAUCGCCAUAGCGGAGAUCAACGAGGCGCUGAACUCGGGGGAUUACGAGAUGACCCUGGUGGCCCUGCUCCUCCCCACGGCCAAGCUGACCGGGGUGAACCUCCCCACGGCCAAACACUACCACGACGUGCUGCAGGACUCCAAGAAGCUCCUCUGCCAGAAUUCUGGCGAUGAGUCAGCAGUGCUAUGGCUGGACCAGAUACAAGAAGCCAUACAAGCAGCCAAUCAGGACGGAGAAGAGGCCCUCGUGUUGGCCUCGGCGGUGGCCGAGAUCAACAGGAAGGUGGACCAGGGGGUCCCCGAGGACACACUACAGGCCCUGCAGGCCCCCGGCGCCGCACUCAGGGGAGUGCUCCCGGAAUGCGCUGACGCCUACCAGACCGAACUCGCCCAGGCACAGACGGACCCCGCCGACACAGGCAGCAGUGACGGCGUGUGGAUCCGGCACUGCGUCAAGGACAGCUAUGACUACUACUACAACCUGGACAGCGGAGAGGGCACCUGGUUGGAGCCAGAGGGCUUCCAACAAAGAGAUGGCCAGCUCAGUAAAGAGGAGAUCCAGACUGUUGUCAACUCCGUGACGUCGGAGUUCAACAGGGAACAGCUGUGGUUGGCCAAUGAGAGCCUGGUGACCUUGCUUCAGGCCCGGGUCAGAGGUUACCUGGUCAGGAGGGCUCACACGCAGCGGAUGGAGUAUCUACGGCAACAAGAACCGCACAUAGUCCGACUACAGGCGUGUCUGAAAGGGUAUAAACAGAGAAAGCUGUAUAAAGACAGACUGGCCGUUUUGCAAGGCAAUGUUGGAUCGGUGGUCAAGCUCCAGUCGAUUGUGAAAAUGUGGAAAGCCAGAAGCAAAUACACUCAGAGGCUGCAGUAUUUCAGAGAACAUGAAAAAGAGAUCGUGAAGAUCCAGGCUUUCCUUAAGGCCAACAAGGCCCGGGAGGACUACAGAACGCUCACCGGAGCCCAGGACCCGCCUCUCUCCGUGGUGCGCAAGUUCGUCCACCUGCUGGAGCAGAGCAGCCUUGACCUGCAGGAGGAACAGGAAGUGACCCGUCUGCGGGAGGAAGUGGUCACCAAGAUCCGAUCCAACCAGCAGAUGGAGAAAGACCUGAACCUGAUGGACAUCAAGAUCGGCCUGCUUGUGAAGAACCGGAUCACUCUGCAGGACGUGGUCUCGCACAGUAAGAAGAUGAAGAACAAGAAGAGCAACGAGGAGCCGGACGCCGCGGACCGCUAUGGCAUCAAGGGCCUGAGCAAAGACAAGCGCAGGAAACUGGAGGCGUACCAGCACCUGUUCUACCUGCUCCAGACCAACCCCUCCUACCUGGCCAAGCUCAUCUUCCAGAUGCCCCAGAACAAGUCGACCAAGUUCAUGGACACGGUGAUCUUCACGCUGUACAACUACGCCUCCAACCAGCGCGAGGAGUACCUGCUGCUGAAGCUCUUCAAGACCGCCCUGGAGGAGGAGAUAAACUCCAAGGUGGACCAGAUCCAGGACAUCGUGACGGGGAACCCCACGGUGAUCAAGAUGGUGGUGAGCUUCAACCGAGGGGCCCGGGGCCACAACACUCUCAGGCAGCUGCUGGCGCCCGUGGUCAAAGACAUCAUCGAGGACAAGAACCUGGGCACCAACACCAACCCCGUGGACGUGUACAAGGCCUGGGUCAACCAGCUGGAGACGGCCACGGGCGAGGCCAGCAAGCUGCCCUACGAGGUGACCCCGGAGCAGGCCAUGGCCCAUGAGGAGGUGCGCAGCCGGCUGGAGGCCUCCAGCCAGGCCCUGCGCGCGGCCACAGACAAAGUGCUCUCCUCCAUCGUCUCCUCGCUGGACAACAUCCCCUAUGGCAUGAGAUACAUAGCUAAAGUUCUGAAGAACAGCCUCCAUGCAAAGUUCCCCGACGCCACAGAGGAUGAGCUGCUGAAGAUCGUCGGCAACCUGCUGUACUACCGCUACAUGAACCCCGCCAUCGUGGCGCCGGACGGCUUCGACAUCAUCGACAUGUCGGCCGGCGGGCAGCUGCACUCGGACCAGCGCCGCAACCUGGGCUCCGUGGCCAAGAUGCUGCAGCACGCCGCCGCCAACAAGCUGUUUGAGGGGGAGACGCACAUGACGCCCAUGAACAACUACAUCUCCCAGACUUACCAGAGGUUCAGGCAGUUCUUCCAGGCGGCCUGUGACGUCCCUGAGCCCGAAGAGAAGUUCAACGUGGACGAGUACUCUGACAUGGUGACGCUCAGCAAGCCCAUCAUCUACAUUUCCAUAGAGGAGAUCAUCAACACUCACUCGCUGCUGCUGGAGCAUCUGGGGGCCAUUGCUCCCGACCGCAGCGACCUCCUCCAUGAGCUGCUGCAGGACCUGGGAGAGGUCCCAGACGUGGAGGCACUGCUGGGUGAGGGGGCCCUAGAUUCUAACGAGUCUAAAACCAACAGAGAGACCACCCUGAGCCAGCUGGCUAAGACGGAGAUCUCGCUCACCCUGACCAGCAAGUUUGAACUUCUGGAAGGGGAUGACAAGGACCUGAAGAGUCUAAUGACAAAGACCAAGAAGCUGAUCGUGGAUGUGAUUCGAAUCCAGCCCGGCGAAACACUAACUCGGACCCUGGAAACUCCUGCAGCUGCUGCACAGGAAUCUGAGCAUGCCCAGAUCGUGGAGCGCCGAGCGGUGCAGGACGCGCAGACGCCAGAGGGGCUGAAGACCAACCAGAUGGUGCUGGAGGACGCCCAGCUGCCCCUGGAGCAGAAGAAGAGAAAGAUCCUGAGGAACCUUCGCACCCUGGAGCAGGCCGGCUGCAUCGCCGAGGGCAACAAGUACCAGGACCUCAUCAACGAAAUAUCAAAGGACAUCCGCUACCAGAGACGCUACCGCCAGAGGAGGAAGGCGGAGCUGGUGAAACUGCAGCAGACGCUGACGGCGCUCAACUCCAAGGCGCACUUCUACCAGGACCAGACCAACUACUACGACACGUACAUCAAGACCUGCCUGGACAACCUCAACAGGAAGAACUCGCGGAGGUCCAUCAAAGGGGAGGAGAAGGGCAGUAAGAAGCUGAAGCAGCAGUCCCUGAAGUACACGGGCGCCCGGCUCCACGAAAAAGGAGUGGUGCUGGAGAUAGAGGGCCUGCAGGCCAACCAGUUAAAAAAUGUCAUGUUUGAAAUUGCGCCGAGCGAGGAGGUGGGAGACUUUGAGGUGAAGGCCAAGUUCAUGGGAGUUGAAAUGGAGAAGGUCCAGCUACAUUUCCAGGACCUGCUCCAGUUACAGUACGACGGGGUUGCCGUCAUGAAGAUGUUUGACAAAGCCAAAGUGAAUGUGAACCUCCUCGUCUUCCUCCUCAACAAGAAAUUCUAUGGGAAGUGAGGGGAGACCAAAGCAACUCAAUACAUAUUAGAUAUUUUAAAAGCGCCUUCUAACAGUGGGGCCGAGAUUGAAUGUGUCUGAGGUGUGGAAGCUGACUGAUAAGUUGCACAUGGAAGUGCAGCGAUCGUAAACUGGGGGACUCUCCAGCAGUGGUGCUUCACACUGAUUGGCUUAUUCACUUUAAAACCAAAAUGUAAUUUUAAUUUGUUUUUUGUGAUGUCUAAUUACGUUUCUUAUGCUUGUUUUUUUUCCCACUGGGUGAUUGUAAAUGGAAUAUAUGUAUUUUAAAUUGUUUACCUAUAAUGGUAGGCUAUGAAUGUUUUAUAUGUGAAGCUAUUAUGUGAAGAAAUGAUACAUUGAAUCUCUAGUUUUGACCUGAAUUUAAAAGGGAUUUAGCAGAAACGGCCCUGUUACUCAGCAUUGACCACUGAUGUUCAGUAGUUUACCAGUGCCUUUUUAAUUCAGAAAAUGCAUAUCGGUCAAUUUUAAAGAACGGAACUUUUUUUAAAUUAAAAACCUGUGCUAUAAGAUGAUUAUUUAGGUAGACAAAGAAAAGUAUAAGUGAUAAAUAAAAUAUUUCUCUAAUAUAAAGUUGUUAUUCAGUGCUAAUAAAUGACAAAUGUCUAAA
Molecule: messenger RNA, 5879 nt
Organism: Gadus macrocephalus (Pacific cod)
Lineage: Eukaryota; Metazoa; Chordata; Actinopteri; Gadiformes; Gadidae
Gene: iqgap2
Product: IQ motif containing GTPase activating protein 2
Exons: 38
Coding region: 281-5251 (1656 amino acids)
Biological process (GO): regulation of GTPase activity; regulation of actin cytoskeleton organization
Cellular component (GO): cytoplasm
Molecular function (GO): actin filament binding; calmodulin binding; GTPase activator activity
Source: RefSeq, a predicted model, not a curated record